AUGAAGUACUCGGAGAAAGCCAAGGUCAAGAUCUUGCCCAAACCUUCCUCGCAGGUGCCUCUAAAUCUGACUCCAUCUCCUUUGGUCCCCAUUCAAACUUCAUCUGGAGCAUCUACACCUAUACAUCAGCAUCAACAACCUGCAGGCAAGAAAAGAUCAAAACUGGCAAUGGGUGGGUCCAACACUGGUGCCGUGGAAGCAAAGAAACAACGGAAAAUCAGUUCCGCUUCGCCUAUUGACCACGAACCCCCAUCUCCAACACUUGGAGGUGGUGGUAGUGGUGGCGGUGCUGGUGCUGGUGCUUCUGCUGCUGGUUCUUUAAAGCCUUCCAAGCAAACGGGGCACAGACCAGUCACCUCGUGUAGUUUCUGCCGCCAGCACAAGAUCAAAUGCAAUGCAUCUGACAAUUAUCCGCAACCGUGUCAAAGAUGCGAACGAAUGGGGUUGAGAUGUGAGAUUGAUCCUCAGUUCAGACCCAAGAAGGGGUCGCAGAUCCAAUCCUUGAAGCUGGAUGUCGAUGAAUUGAAAGCAAAGAUUGAAAUGUUGACUAAAAACGAAAGUUUGCUUACACAGGCGUUGAAUCAGCAUAACUUGUCCUUUUUCCCGCAAAAGUCGCCAUCUAUGGGACCCCAGUCGCCUCAUCCGAUGCCGCAGCAGCCGCAACCCAAUAGAAGCCAAUCUUAUACUAUCCCUCACCAUGUGAGCCCCAUGGUGUCACCGCCUAUAUAUCAACAUCCACAUCAACAUCAACAUCAACAUAGUCAAAGCCUAAGCCAGAGUCAAAGUCUAAGUCAGAGCCAAGGCCAGGGCCAGGGCGUCGGUGCUCAUGUGUCGCCUAUAUCAUCAAUCACCAAUAUUCAACACCACCCAACUUUGAUGCAUGAAAAUUCCGACAACUCUCCAUCGGCAGUAAACACUCCCGACAUCACCAAAGAAGAAAACUUUCAACCUAUAUCUGAGUUCAUAUUGGGCAAUGUCAAAUUGCCCAUUGCAAAAGCUAAUGAACUCCACGACCGGUUCAUGUCCAAGCAUGUAAAUUUCCUACCCAUCAUCACGUCGCGCUCGGCAACUGAAUUGUACCACAGGUCCAACUUGUUGUUUUGGAGCGUGAUUCUCACCGCGAGCUUGUCGGAACCUGAGCCUACAAUAUACAUGUCGCUCGCGGCAUUAAUCAAGCAGUUGGCUAUCGAGACCUGCUGGAUCAAAACUCCAAGAUCAACUCACGUGAUUCAAGCACUAAUCAUUCUCUCCAUCUGGCCAUUGCCCAAUGAAAAAGUCUUGGAUGAUUGCUCGUAUCGAUUUGUGGGCUUGGCCAAAAAUCUCUCGUUGCAAUUGGGAUUACAUCGUGGUGGCGAGUUUAUUCAAGAGUUCAGCCGAAACCAAGUGAGUCUUGGCCCCGAUGCCGAGCGGUGGCGGACUCGAUCGUGGUUGGCGUUGUUUUUCUGCGAGCAAUUUUGGUCUUCUCUAUUGGGCUUGCCUCCCUCAAUCAACACCACCGAUUAUCUUUUGGAGAAUGCCAGAGUUGACCAGUCCUUGCCCAGGGAGUUCCGCUGCUUGAUCUCAUUAUCGAUUUUCCAGUGCAAGUUGGUCAAUGUUAUGGGGAUCAGUGUCACGCGGCCGGAUGGGUUAUUGGAACCGCUGAACCGGGCCGGUUCCUUGGGGUUAUUGGACCGAGAGUUGGAGAGAUUGAGAUUCAAGUUGCGAUUUGACAAUAAUUCAGCUAUAGAGGUUUAUUAUCUAUAUCUCAAGUUGAUGAUUUGCUGUUUUGCCUUUUUACCGGGCACGCCCAUCGAGGAUCAAGUGAAAUAUGUUAGCAUGGCGUAUUUGUCGGCCACGAGAAUAGUCACCAUAGUGUCGCAGAUGAGUCAGGACAUCUCAUUGAUUGAGAUGCCUAUUUAUGUUAGACAAGCUGUCACUUAUUCAGUUCUACUUUUGUUCAAGUUGCAUUUAUCAAAGUAUUUGAUUGACAAGUAUGUUGACAGCGCACGACAGUCGAUUGUCACUGUGCAUAGACUAUUCAGAAACACGCUUUCUUCUUGGAAGGACUUGCAAAACGACAUUUCGAGAACUGCUAAAGUCUUGGAGAAUUUAAACAUGGUUUUGUUUACCUACCCCGACAUUUUCAUGAGGGAAAAUGAGCAAGGUUCGAGUAUAAUCACCAGAAUGAGGUCUCAUUUGACGGCUUCGUUGUUUUACGACUUGGUCUGGUGCGUCCACGAGGCAAGAAGACGUACGGUGCUAGACAAGGGCAAGAACAAGAAACCAGUUGAGGUAGCGACGGAUAAGAGGGUGAUGCCGCUCCCAUUUUACAACCAAAUCACCAAGGAUGAUUUCAGAACAAUUACAACAACGACGCCAAACGGGACAACCAUUACAACUUUGGUGCCCACGGAUCAAGCAAUGACGCAAGCUCGACUGAAUGCAACAGACAACAAGCCGUUGGAAAUCAACGGAAUCCCACUUUCUAUGUUGGAAGCAACUGGGUCCACCAGAGACGCAGUGGUCAACAAUAACAAUAACAAUAAUAGCAGCAGCAAUAGCCACAACCAGUCCCAAGAAGCCGCUUCAGCCUCCGCGUCCGCGUCCGCGUCUGCGCCACCACAUACACACUCAGCGCCAUCCUCUUCCUCGACAUCACUGCAGCAUCACCUGCAACAUCACCCGCAGCAAGUACAAGAACAAGGUCUGCCGCAACCAACAAUCAAGCUAGAGCAAAUGCCACCACAAUUGCCCUCUCAAUUCCACCCACAGCAGCUGCAACUGCCCUCAUUCCCCUACGGCGCGACCCAGUCUCCACCGCCUCAGGCCUACUUGGCGCCAAUUGAAGAAGACGGGCAUGCCAUGUUUAUGCAAAAUGGACAUGCGUCUCAAAUGGCGAUGGAACAAAAUAUGCCAAUGUCGGGCUCAUUUGUUGCUCAGAUUGACAAUUUCUUCCAACAGCAGCUGAACGGGUGGAUGGAUAACCAAGAUGAUGAUUUCUUGGGUUGGUUUGAUAUGAACAUGUUGCCGGACCAGUGA
Molecule: messenger RNA, 3018 nt
Organism: Lodderomyces beijingensis
Lineage: Eukaryota; Fungi; Ascomycota; Pichiomycetes; Serinales; Debaryomycetaceae
Source: the annotation of a GenBank genome assembly